CAAACAGAUUUUGAUUGAGGGCGCAUUAACAAAUCUAAUUAAAAUUGAAUUUCGCUUGUUGAGUUAAGAUGUAUCCCAAUCAUCACACCGUAAUAAGUGCUGAUAUAAGUCUGGUCUUGUUGUUAAAUUUUCAAAAAGAAAAAUGGCUCAAAAUGCUGAUCUGGAUUUGACUAAUUUGUAUGGAUAUACCGCAAUGUAUAACCGGUAAGGAAAAACAAGAGUAUUAUCACAAGUAUGCAAUGUGCUUGUGAUUAUCGAUAAUCGAGACUCCUACGAACGAGACACCGUCAACGGCUUAUCGUUUACAGAUAGUGUAACAACCAAUUCUGUCCAAAAGUAAUCACUUGUCAUUUGCAUAUGCACGACAAAAUAUGAACAAUUCAAUAUCGUUUAGCAAACUAUUAAUCCAGUCUUUGCUUAUAUACGCACUUUUUAGUUCAAUGUCCCAGCAUUGCUUUAUUUUCUCGUGACCAAACUUUCCUUGUGUUCACAUAAACCUUAUCAACCAUUUUCCUCACCCCAUCGACAUGGGCUCGUUGGAAAACCUGCAUAGUGGAGGGCACUUUCCCAUGCAAGCGAUAUUCAAUUCUAGUCGUAAAUCUGACCUCUUCGUACUUCAACGAGGCCAUCGAUCCUUGUGUAAAACCGAUGAAAGAUGAAGUAUUUAAAAUCAAUCGCAUUGUAAUUCUACGGGUUCAGUUCUCGUGUUCGUGUUCCCGACAUGGCAUUCGCCAUCAGUGAAAACGUCUUCAAUUGGUUGAUAUCAUCGAAUUUUACACCUGUCUUUCUAAAGGAUUUAAAUGUAAGUGUCUCCGAAGAGACAUUUCUUUCUUAUUUUGAAAGCGACCUGAAAAAUCUAACUACGGAACAAAGAACAACUUUUACAGUGAUUGUUAUGACGAUACUGAUAUUGGCUAUUUUCGGAAAUAUUAUAACAAUCAUCACAAAUAUUAAGAGGGAACAACGUCAUUUGUUUCGAGCCUGUUUGCUUUCGUUGGCAUUUAGUGAUAUUCUGUUCGUAACAAUAACCUCUGUAACAUACCUUUCUCAGUUUCAAAACGAGUACAAUUCUAUAUGGACUCUCGGUGAACUCACAUGUUCAUUUGCGCCUUAUUUUCAAACUCUCGCUAUUUUGGUGAACAGUGCGACUCUAGUGGCAAUCGCACUGGAUCGCUAUAUGGCCGUUAUGCAACUAACUAAAGGAAACUACGAGCCGAGCAAAGUAUUCUGCAUAACCUGUGCAGUCCUUAUCUGGGGUCUCUCUGCUGGAGUAUCUAGUCCCAUGUUGACUCUAUAUCAAAUCUAUGACAUAGUAGUUCUGAUUAUGGAUCCAUCAAACCCUGAAAUAGUAAAUGGAUCUUUUCUUGCCAAAAUAUGUGCAACAGACAAAAGCAAGAACGGCUACUAUUUUGGUAUUAUAUUUACUAUAAUCUUCUUACCACUUUCGCUGUCAUUCAUCUGGCUAAACUCUAUAAUCGCAAAGGAAAUCUGGAUUCGUCGACAUCCAAUCGACAGGCAUACAAAAGCAAAUAAGAAUCCUUCCUCUGGAACUUCUAGGGAUCGACAAACCACUACAACAAACACUAGCUCGACAAAUCCAAUUGAGCGACCCAUCAACACCUUAUCACAGGCUAUUUUUUCCUCCCCGAAGUGCAUCUGUUCCAACUGCGUUGAACUUUAUGUUCCUCCUAGAUGCCCUGCACCACCGCCUUCUAUACUGAAGCCCGCAAAUAAUAAAAGCAAUAAAACCAUGAUUAAGAAUAGCCCAGCAACGUUAUCUCGCCAAAAACGUCAAUUGCGCAUGUUCAAGGCCAUUGUCUUUAUCAUGACUGUGUUCUUGAUAUGUCGAUUGCCACACUGGAUAUAUCUGAUGAUAAAGAUGCACGGCAUUGCCGCCACCAACGUCUACUGGAUACUGCAUUACUCCUUCGGUAUUGUGGCUAUGAUUAAUUGUGUACUGAAUCCAUUGAUUUACACUUUUCUGAGUGAGACCAUCAAAAUGACUGUAUUCCUGCACACGAUUUGUGGUCGAUUCUGCAAAGACCCAUGCCGAAAUCAGAACCAUACAAAGCACUGUAAACCUAAGCAAAACAGGACUGGCACCGUGAAAGCAAACCGUACGCAUAGCGAUGGAAUUUUUUUUAUUAAUAGAUAG
This is a messenger RNA of Malaya genurostris, 2155 nucleotides long. Its product is annotated as alpha-2A adrenergic receptor. Gene Ontology annotation, cellular component: membrane. Gene Ontology annotation, biological process: neuropeptide signaling pathway. The coding region runs from base 722 to 2155 and encodes 477 amino acids. NCBI's taxonomy places the organism in Eukaryota, Metazoa, Arthropoda, Insecta, Diptera, Culicidae. The record is from RefSeq and is a predicted model, not a curated record. The transcript is spliced from 3 exons. Gene Ontology annotation, molecular function: neuropeptide receptor activity.